UUCGCCCCAGUCACCUUCUUCAUUUCCUUUUCAUUCAAGAUGGCGGGUGACGAGUCUGGCACAACGCUUGGUCAGCCUCAUUUGGCUAAACAAGACCUUACUUCUCUGGACGUGUCGUCCUUGACGCCUCUCUCUCCAGAGAUCAUCAGCAGACAGGCCACCAUAAAUAUCGGAACCAUCGGUCAUGUAGCCCACGGAAAGUCCACAGUAGUGAAAGCCAUUUCUGGUGUUCACACUGUUAGAUUCAAGAACGAGCUGGAAAGAAACAUCACCAUCAAGUUGGGAUAUGCUAAUGCAAAGGUCUAUAAACUUGAUGACCCCAACUGUCCCCGGCCCGAGUGCUACAGGUCGUGUGGCAGCAGCACUCCUGAUGAGUUUCCCACAGACAUCCCCGGCACCAAGGGCAGCUUCAAACUGGUCAGACAUGUGUCUUUUGUGGACUGCCCCGGUCACGACAUUUUGAUGGCAACCAUGUUGAACGGAGCCGCCGUCAUGGACGCAGCCCUGCUGCUUAUUGCUGGUAAUGAGUCGUGUCCUCAGCCACAGACGUCAGAGCAUCUGGCGGCCAUAGAGAUCAUGAAGCUGAAGCACAUCCUCAUCCUGCAGAAUAAGAUCGACCUGGUGAAGGAGAGCCAGGCCAAAGAGCAGUACGAGCAGAUCCUCGCCUUCGUGCAGGGCACAGUGGCAGAGGGCGCUCCCAUCAUUCCUAUCUCAGCACAGCUCAAGUACAACAUCGAGGUGGUCUGUGAGUACAUCGUCAAAAAGAUCCCAGUGCCACCGAGAGACUUCAUCUCAGAGCCCAGACUCAUCGUCAUCAGAUCUUUUGACGUGAACAAGCCCGGCUGUGAAGUCGAUGAUCUGAAGGGAGGCGUGGCAGGAGGAAGUAUCCUGAAGGGCGUGCUCAAGGUGGGUCAAGAGAUUGAGGUGCGGCCGGGUAUCGUGUCCAAAGACCAUGAAGGAAAGCUCAUGUGCAAACCCAUCUUCUCCAAGAUCGUCUCUCUGUUUGCUGAGCACAACGACCUGCAAUAUGCAGCACCCGGAGGCCUAAUCGGUGUGGGCACUAAGAUCGACCCGACGCUGUGCAGGGCAGAUCGUAUGGUUGGUCAGGUGCUCGGCGCCGUUGGAGCGUUGCCAGAGAUUUUCACCGAGCUGGAGAUCUCCUACUUCCUGCUCAGGAGGCUGCUGGGAGUCCGCACGGAGGGAGACAAGAAGGCUGCAAAGGUCCAGAAGCUGUCUAAGAACGAGGUGCUGAUGGUGAACAUCGGCUCACUGUCGACGGGCGGUCGCGUCAGCGCCGUCAAGGCUGAUCUGGCCAAGAUCGUCCUCACCAACCCGGUGUGCACAGAGGUCGGAGAGAAGAUCGCUCUGAGUCGACGUGUGGAGAAACAUUGGCGUCUGAUUGGAUGGGGGCAGAUCAGGAGGGGCGUGACCAUCACACCCACAGUGGACGAUGACUAAGGAGAUGGAAAUAAAACAGGAUGAUACCGUAGCAAAGCUCCCAUCAGCUGGACAUCACAACCAUCACACUCUUCUUUUUGCAUUUUUUUCCUUUUACUUUUGUUUUUUUUCCCAAAAGGAGAAACGGUGCAAACCAAACAGGACACAAAUGUUUUAAAGAUGUUUAAAGAAGCUUCCUCCGUCUGCUCCUCUUCCUCAGCAGUGAAGCUCAGAUCAGACCGUUCACUUUGCUGCAGAUGAAGAAGAGCAGAGAAGCAGAGGAGGCUCUUUGAUCACAAUCCUCCAGAAGCCUCAUUCAGAGCGACACAGAGGUUCACUCAGUGCGGAAGUGAUCCUGUGCUGUCCAAGAUUUCUGUCAGAUCUCAUAAUAAAGAAAAUUUGGAAGAUUAA
Molecule: messenger RNA, 1848 nt
Organism: Labrus bergylta (ballan wrasse)
Lineage: Eukaryota; Metazoa; Chordata; Actinopteri; Labriformes; Labridae
Gene: eif2s3
Product: eukaryotic translation initiation factor 2, subunit 3 gamma
Biological process (GO): formation of translation preinitiation complex
Cellular component (GO): cytosol; eukaryotic translation initiation factor 2 complex
Molecular function (GO): GTP binding; GTPase activity; translation initiation factor activity
Source: RefSeq, a predicted model, not a curated record